This is a messenger RNA of Cynara cardunculus var. scolymus (artichoke), 933 nucleotides long. Its product is annotated as zinc finger MYM-type protein 1-like. Lineage: Eukaryota; Viridiplantae; Streptophyta; Magnoliopsida; Asterales; Asteraceae. The transcript has a single exon. The record is from RefSeq and is a predicted model, not a curated record. The coding region runs from base 1 to 933 and encodes 310 amino acids.
AUGAAUAUGGGAGCCGAUUGUACAUCUUUCCACAAUGUUGCACAAAAGGGAUGGGAUCAUUUAUCUAAUGAGGCGCAAGAUAUACGAAAUGUAUUUGAGAAGUUCACAACUGAAGAGCGUGCGAAAAACAGAUUGAGAUUGACGGCUUCUAUUUAUUGYGUCCGUUGGUGUGCCUUUCAAGCAGUUGCAUUUAGAGGCCACAAVGAAAVGUCCGAUUCCAUUAACAGAGGGAAUUUUCUUGAAAUGUUGGAGGCACUUAGUGAGUUUAGCACCGAACUUAAAGAGUUAUUUUGUCAUGCUCCCAGAUAUGCAUCAUAUACAUCACCGCCGAUUCAAAAUCUUAUAUCAAAUAAGGUGAGGCAAAUGAUUUGUGAGGAAAUUGGUGGUCGUUGCUUUUGUUUACUUGUUGACGAAGCACGAGAUGGGUCUCAUAAAGAGCAAAUGUCUCUUGUUUUGAGAUUUGCUAAUAAAGAGGGUUUCAUUAUAGAAUGUUUUUUUGGACUUGUUCAUGUACGUGACACUACGGCACAAACGCUCAAGGAUGGAAUCUAUUCUUUGUUGUCACAUUACAAUCUUGAUGUCAAGUCUAUUCGUGGACAAUGGUAUGAUGGUGCAAGCAAUAUGCGGGGUCAAUUCAAAGGUUUGCAAGCCUUGAUUUUAGAAGAUUGUAAAUACGCAUAUUAUGUUCACUGUCUUGCUCAUYGGUUGCAAUUGGCAUUAAUGGCCGCUUCUCAAGGAGUUGUAGCACUACGUAAGUUUUUUACAACGUUGUCUUUUGUUGUGAAUGUUGUUAGUGCUUCUUCCAAACGCACUGACCAACUACGAGAUGCACAAGUCGAGGAAAUUGCAUACUUGAUUUCUGUUGAUGAAUUAGAGACCGGUAGAGGUCUCAAUCAAAUUGGUACAUUACAACGAGCCGGAGAUACUAGAUGA